Molecule: messenger RNA, 5152 nt
Organism: Centropristis striata (black sea bass)
Lineage: Eukaryota; Metazoa; Chordata; Actinopteri; Perciformes; Serranidae
Gene: poln
Product: polymerase (DNA directed) nu
Exons: 27
Coding region: 111-4580 (1489 amino acids)
Biological process (GO): double-strand break repair; DNA-templated DNA replication
Molecular function (GO): DNA binding; DNA-directed DNA polymerase activity
Source: RefSeq, a predicted model, not a curated record
AGGUCUUUGUGUAACUGACCUAACUCUCCCUUCUGUCCUGUUUAGGCCAUUGAGAGUUGAAGGGUCAGAUAUCGUCAGGUAGAGAGAGUUGAGUAGCUGGCAGGGAGGAGAUGGAGCAGUGGAGCAGCAGGUUGUACUCAGGACCUCUGUCCCUGGAGGCCCAGAAGGUCCUGGCUGUUCUCCGUGCCCAGAGUCUACAUGCAGCCAGACGAAACUACAACUACUACGAUGCCAGGCAAACAGUGGAGAGGUUUAAUGGCAGCCAGAGGGAGCUGUGGGCUCAGAGCAGCUGCAGCAUGAGUCAGGAGGAGAACAAAGGGAAAGACACAGACCGGCCCCAGGUGUCCCACCAUGACGCCUCCAACCAGUGGCAGAGCUCUCAGACCUCGGCCUGCUAUCAGUACUCACAGACGGCAGCCUGCUCCCUGUCAUCCCAGGCCUCCUCCUGCUCCUCCUCCUGCUGGGAUUCCUCACUCCAAAGGCAGACGUCGCAGUCUGAAGCCUAUUAUCGCUGCUCACAGAUUUAUUCCCACAGAAAGUCCUGUGAACCCCCUGAGAGCCAGUCCAGUCAGGCUCUGUCAUCCAGUCAGCGUGAGGAGACGGCAGCGUCUUUCUCCCAUAGAGACACAUUCACCCUGUCCCUACAAGUACCACAGAGACUGUUUGAGCCUCAGGCUGCACCGUGGAGAAAAUCCAUUGAAGAAACCAGGCCGCCUUUCAACCACAAUCUUCCUCCAGAUAAGGACGAUACUGAUGAAGUUUUGCAGCCUAAUACCCAUGAAGCCGAGCCUGCUGUGGCUUAUCAACAAGUUUCUCACUGUCUUAAAAUAAGUGAAGGAACAGAUAAUGACACAUCUGUUGCACAGGAAGAAAAGCCUGAGAGCUGGAAUAUCCCCAGAAAGAAGCUAGACCACACUGUUGCUUUGGACAACCAAGGAAAGUGGGGGCUAGCUCCUUCCAACCCCACAGAGGAGAUCAUUAGUGGAAGAGGAGAUGGAGGCAUACAGCAGCACCUGUCAGAAGAAGGGCUUCAGCAUGUUGUGCUUUCAGAAAAUGUGACUCAGGCAGAUACAGCACAAAUGUCAGGCAAAGGUGAUGAAAUGCAGGAUGGAGUAACGUGCAAGGAGACAAGACAUCAAGAUGCAACUAUGCCAAAUGAAAAAGGAUCCUCCAAUGAAAUGGAAGGACUUCUGCUCUUCUUCAGCACCAAUGAGAAUGCUAGUUCAGAGAGGAAUAUGGACAAAAGCCUGCAUAGUUAUUCUGAGGAUUCAAAGUCUGGGCAGAAAGAAGAACACGAGCCUAGAGUUAAUACACCUGAAAUCAAAGAAGUUGAACAUCCAGCAGGCCUUGAGGAUAAAGAAAUGUCAGCGGGGUGUCAAACUGGCGGUUCAAAAGAGCUUCGGGCUCCUUUAGAAAGGGGAGAACACAAGGUGAGCAGCUGCCAAGCUGGAAACACUCGGGAUACGAGAGAGACUGUGAGUGAAACAGCAGAGAAAAAACCCACAGAAUACCCACUGAUGCAGUGUGAGCCCACCGAAUCAAUCCUGAGUGACACCAGUGCUGAUAACCUGGAGAGAACCACAGGGGGAAGAAUAGAUGUGAUGGAGGUCGGUGUGGAAGUGCAGAGGAAGAGCAGCGAAGGCCUGGAUGAAAGCGAGAUGGAGACAGAGCAGCAGCUUUGUUCUGGUGUCCAAAUUAGAGAAAGACACUGUGAGACAGAGUGUAGAGAUGUCAGUGAGUUACCCAGAGGAGACACUGAGCCAGGAGAGAGAGAGGGCGGCCCAAAUGAGUCUGUGCCACCUGUAGACAGCCAACAUGGAAGCAGAUCUACAGAGGACUCAGGAGGAGAAAGUUGUUCUGUGCCAAGAUUGUCCCAGGAGCGCAGGGCAAAGAGGUUCAGAGCUCCCCGGAUUCUUGGGAAUCAUCAGCACCAUGUCGACGUACAAACUGCUAAUGGAAGAGGGAGCAGCUCCAGCAGGGAACUGGCCUCAGCAAGCACUUUUGCUGCUGGACAAAACUUCUCCUCAGUGCAGGACUUGGCCUCUGCUGCCUCGGAGCCAAGCAGAAAACUGGAAAACAGCCAACUACUUACUUCCCAAACUCAUCCACGUCAUCCUCCCCUGAUCCCCUCUUUCUCCUUAAAGAGGAAGCUGGAAGUACUUCAGCGCCAAUAUGGCAACACUCCUAAAAACUACCUGAUCAAGCGUCCUUCAAAAUGGGAGCCACCUCGUUCCUCUCAAGAAGAGGCAGGGGAAGGAGGGGUCAGUGAGCCCAAGAUCUCUAUCCCUGAACUCCUAGCUUUACCCUCAGAACAGCAGACUGAGGUCAGUCCUUCACAUGAUGCAGGAAAAGUGUCAGGAGGACCUAAAGACAUAUAUGCCCCAAAGCAAAAUGUGGAAGAAAGAUGCCCCAAAUCCACCAGAAAUGCUUCGAAAAUGACCCCAUCUUCUAAGAUUUGCAAAAUACUCAAGCACAAGCGGGCCAAAUGUGGGCCUGAGCAAGGGAACAAUGGACCAAAGAUAUCCCAUAAGGAGGCACAUGGUAAUAAUGAGCCCCAGACCCAAUCCAAAGCUGGCUGUCUGACUGCGAGCCUGACGUCUGACCCCAGAGUAAAGGAUUCUGGGAAGAUGAACCCAGACGAGAAGACGCAGAUGCUUGAGAAGGCGAGGAAGGCCAAGGCGCUGGUGUUAACCCUGGUGUACCGAGACGGAACAACUCAGUUAGACCCAGAACAGAAGCUCACUCCAGCGGUGUGUGGCCUCCUCAUACUGAUGAAGAACAAUCCUGACUGCAGCACAGCAGAAGACUCGCUGGGGCCAAACGACACGCUGGUCUACUUAAAACUAGAGCACACACCUGCAUGGGCUCAGCAACACACACACCACAGCCAGGAGCUCUUUACUAGAGAUAUGUUGCUACAGGUGCUAUCAAGAUCUCAACUGGUGGUGUGCUAUAAAGCCAAGGAUUUGCUUCGUACAGCUCUGCAGUUUUACAGACCAGACCUCAGCUGGAAACAAGUGGCUGGCUCUCAUGUCCAGGACCCACAGGUGUCCGGGUGGCUCCUGGAUCCUGCAAACCCUUCCUCUUGCUUCCCAGAUCUUGUCAAUAAACACUGCAAAAGACCCUUUACGACACCAGCUCUGGGUGCCAAGAAGGUUUCUCAGGUCAUCUCAGGUCUCUAUUCACUCUACUUGCUUAACAUGGAGCUGUGCUUUAAACUACAGAGCCAGGGGCUGUGGGAGCUCUACUCAGGCGUGGAGCUGAAGAUGAUCUCUGUUCUGGCAGCCAUGGAGAGCCAUCAUAUCCAUGUGGAUAAAGAAGCUCUGAAGAGAACUUCAGACCUGCUGGGGACUAAGAUGAAGCAGUUGGAGCAGGAGGCCCACAGAGCAGCAGGACAAAUCUUCCUCAUCACCAGCAACACUCAACUACGAACAGUCCUGUUUGAGAAGCUGUGUCUCCACGAGCGCUGCGACAACAAGAAACUUCCCAAGACCAUCAACAAACAACAGCAGUCGACAUCAGAAGCUGCACUGCUGCAGCUUCAGGACCUGCACCCUCUGCCUAAGAUCAUUCUAGAGUACAGACAGGUUCACAAAAUCAAGUCCACUUUCGUUGAUGGGAUCCUCUCAUGCAUGAUGAGCAAGAACUACGUGUCCUCGACGUGGUACCAGACGAGUGCGGUGACGGGGAGAGUCUCAGCCAAACACCCAAACUUCCAGGCCCUGCCAAGACAACCGCUUCAGAUCACCAAGAAGCAGCACAUCCAAGGAAAGGAGGAGGAGGUGGUGACGGUUCAUCCUCGGACAAUGUUCAUUCCUCGGGAAGGGUGGACUUUUCUUGCUGCAGACUUCUGCCAGGUGGAGCUGCGUCUCCUGGCUCACCUCUCCUCUGACCCUGAGCUGCUCCAUAUUUUCAUCAACCCCCAGGCGGACGUCUUCACCAUGUUGGCCUCCCAAUGGAAAGGGCUGAGUGAGGAAAAGGUGACUUCAGAGGAUCGAGAACACGCCAAACGCAUCGUCUACUCUGUUGUGUACGGCGCCGGUCGGGAGCGUCUGUCAGGGAUCCUCGGGGUGAGCGCCGAGCAGGCCAGCCGGUUCCAGGACAGGUUCCUGCAGACCUACAGAGAAGUCCAGACCUUCAUCCAGAGGACCGUCCAACAGUGCCACAAACAAGGUUAUGUGCUCUCCAUCAUGGGCCGUCGACGGACCCUCCCGAACAUAAACUCCCCUGAUUGGGGCGUCCGCAUGCAGGCUGAGAGGCAGGCGGUCAACUUUGUGGUCCAAGGUUCUGCGGCUGAUCUCUGUAAGAUGGCCAUGAUCCGAAUCUUCCACCUAGUCUCCUCCUCCAGCUCGCUCUCUGCCAGGCUCAUCGCACAGCUCCACGAUGAGCUUCUGUACGAAGUGGAGGACUCCCAGGUGGAGCUGUUUGCAGGUCUGGUGAAGAGCACCAUGGAGUCCCUUCAGCACAUCGACCAUCUAGGAGUCCAUCUGAAGGUCCCCCUGAAGGUGGCGGUCUCCAGUGGCAAAUCUUGGGGAUCCAUGUCUGAGCUGAACAUCCCUCUACCGUCUCCUCCUCUCUGAGUCCACCUCCCUCCUCUCCUCCCUCCUGUUCUCCUCCUCUCCUCCCUCCUGUUCUCCUCCUCUCCUCCUCCUGUUCUCCUCCCACCACGCCUCUGUUGUCUUUAAUACACUUUCCUCUCCCUCUCCUCCCUCUUGUGUGCGUUCACAUCUUUCUUUCUCUUCUCUCUCUGCUUGUCCUGCAUCCACAUUUCUAUGGAAACCAGCGAGCUGCAGCUUCUUCCAGCUCCCAGUUUUUGUUUUCGCUCCAUCAGUAUCCUGGGGCAACGGCAGGAGCUGCAGACUGGAUUGCUCUCAUCCAUCCUGAAAAAAAAAAAGGUUCCUUGUCCUCCUCCUCUCCUCCCCCGUUUUCACACUCUCUUGUUAAGACUGUUCUCUCUCUCCGCCUUGUUGCCAAGGUGAAGCUCCACGUUUGGAGAUUAUUGCUUCAUAAAAUUUGUUGUGUGUUUGAUUUUAAGUGCCACAGUUAAACUACCGUAUACCUGCAACAUGGUGUGUUGUGUUUGGUAGAAAACUUCCUUGUAUUUAUUGUUUUAAUUCUUGGUUCAUGAUUAAUAAAUCUUGACAGAUUUUCA